This is a messenger RNA of Anopheles aquasalis, 2333 nucleotides long. RefSeq lists its product as uncharacterized. NCBI's taxonomy places the organism in Eukaryota, Metazoa, Arthropoda, Insecta, Diptera, Culicidae. The record is from RefSeq and is a predicted model, not a curated record.
AGCACGCGACACGAGAAGGUUCAGCGCACCGCGUGCAUAUAGUGCUCUCGUCUGGGCUCGUGUCGGCUUUAUUGGUGUCUCGCGAUUCGCGUACGAUCUGCCGUUUUUGUGCGUUUCACCCACAGCCCAGACCCAAAACGGGUUAGAGACAGAGGAGAAAAGGGAGAGAGAAAGAAAGCAAGCUACAAACUAGACCAUACGCACUGUGUGUGGCUGUGCGUUGGGUUGCGUCUGUGCGUGCGCGAAGAACAUAACGGUGACGGGAGGGACAGAGAUCGACGGUGCGCGAUCGCGAUCUCGAAAGGCAGCGAACGGAGACAGAGGCUCCCGUCGACGGUGUCUCGUUGAGGUGGUUAAGGGGGAGAUAAAUUUAGAGAAUCCUCUUCCACCCCUUCUCACGGCGUAUCGUACAACCUUGCCAGUGAUUGUCGUUGCCGCGAGUGAUAAGCGGACCUAGUUGGUGGCAGUAGUAGUAGUAGUAGUAGUAGUGCGGCACACCCGAGAAGCGAAGCGGAAAUGUGCAAUUGAAGCUAUCAGCCUAGCCACUGCAAAGGUCAACCAAAGAGAGAGUGAGAGAGGGAGAGAGUGGCAGAGAGAGCAACACGCAACCCUUGCAUCACCGAUCAACCACCGUCGAUCACUCCUUCACCCCAGCUCCACAACACGAUGGUCCUGUCCCUGUUUAUGGUGCAAACGCUGACCACCCUGGUGGAGCCGCCACCGGCAAUCGGGGGUCCCAAGGGUUUGACGCAUCCAGCGAUCGCCGGGCCACAACCGCAGGCCAACAUUGCGGUGUUUAUGUUUCUGUUUAUGCUGUGCGUGCUCGAGGUCGUGUUCGUCAAGCUAAUCACCCUGACGUCCUUUGGUAGUGAAGCUGCUGCUACUGCUGCCGCUGCUGCCACGGCCACCGGAACCACAACGAGGACGACGACGACGACGACGACUGCGACUACGGAUGGGGCUUCUUCUUCACCACCGUUGGUGCCUGUGCUUGGCAGCUAGACCCCAAGCGCUCUGUCAUGAUUGCGAAACAGCCCCCGUCGGCUCUCGCGCCAGUUCGAGGUCAAACGACUGAGCACCGACCGAAUCGCGGACCGAGGAGAAAGGUAGAAAGCUCCCCAACUGGACGAUCUGGUGGACGAGUCAUAAUCUUAGCCGGGUAGACACACGAGGUUAUCAGGGUAUUUAUUGUAAAAAACAAUCCCACACCCCGACAGAGACACUGUUGGCAUCUCUAUGAAAGUGAUAAAAAAAAACCUAAAAUAAAUUGGAAAUAGGAAACAGCUUCUGUUAUCGCUCUGUCGGGCUUGGGGUGUAUCUGUCGAUAACAAGCGAUGGUUGUUGGUUGAUGGAUUGUGGAACCUCCGACCAGCACACUGUGCGUAAUCGAAAACCAUCCAUGAUUUGAUUACGUUAUCAUGUGUGCGCGUUUGUUGGUGUGUGCGGAUAGUGGCGGAUAAAUGAUCUCAAUGCUCAAUAGGCGCAAAAAAUAUGGAGCAUUGAAGCGUUUGAAACCACGCACUUCGCACAAUAGGCCAUUAAUCCGGUGCCGCCGCAUCACUCCAGUUCACUCACUAGCGGGACUACAGACAGAUAAGGGAAGAUUAGAUAGAGAGAGAGAAAGAGAGAGAAGGAGAGAUAGAGCAUUAUCUGUGGCAUGCAAAUAGGUUGCAACCAUCCAGCUGUUGGUGAAUGCGGUCUAGCGCAUUUUGUAUAGCAUUCAGACAUUCAUUGUAGACUUUAAAAAAAAGAAGGUAUUAGAUUAACAAAAGCAUAGAACUGGAUUUCUGAGCUGGAAACUAGCGCUUCAACAGGCUUUCGAUUCCGUUCACUCCCGGGAGUUUUAUCGAUUAGAACCGUUGAGCCGGAAUGUGGAACAAAUGAAUUCCAAAAACUGACAAUAGCGAGUGAUAGCGCCACAGAACCUAGAGCGCCAACGAGACCGGGGGGGUGAGGGGUGCUCUAAUCAACAUGCAAAAUGUCAAAUGCACUAUAUCCAAGUCAGGGACAAGCUCAGGGGGAAGGUUUUUGCUAAAUCGAUCGAUCGUUUACUGUCAGCCAGUUGUUGCUCAUCAACUGGAGCUUCCGUUACGCCAUUUAACAUUCCGCCACUAGCGCAUCGCACUAGUAUCGUGAAGCUAGAGCAGCUGUGAGGAGUAUGUGUUGUGUUUAUGUGAUGUAAGUAGUGCGUGAGACAGACAUUAGUGUUUAGGCAAUGACGAGUGGCGAGAGGCGUAAGUGGUGCUAGCGUGUUAGUCUACUAAUCGGAAUAGCUAAGCAGACGGGACUCGGGAAGCCAAUUCGAGUUGGAACGUUGUUGAAUAAAUUAGUGA